AUUAUCUUGAAAAAGGAUAACAUGCUCACUAACAGGGAUGUAAACUGAUUUGUGCACAAAAUUGGAGCGAAAUACACUUUUUGUGUGUAUGGAAAAUUGCUGGGAUCUUUUAUUUCAGCACAUUGUAGCACAGUGCAACAAUAUUCUCUUGGAACACUGGCACUUCCCCUGUCGAAUGGCAAUCUCCAUUACUCUAAAAUAGCCUCGAUUCAAUCCAACCCAUACCCCCAUGUGUCUUUAUGACUUUGUCUUAGGCUACAUAUGACUACUGUAUACAUGUCCGUCAUUUCAAGUUUUUUACUAUUGGGGCCAUAUGGCAAAAAUGAGUAGGACCCCUGCGAUUUAUAGAGAUUUUAUUAGUUGUAACAGACGUUUGAAUUAUUGGCUACUAAUUAGGCCUAUGGUUUAAAAUCUAUCGCCGAUCCAAUCUUCCACUAUCACGAUAUACCAUAUGUGUAGGCCUAGCAUAUAUCUCACGAAAUAAUAGCCUCUGAUGGUUAUGUGAAAGUACUGUAGGUCUAGAACAAGUCCAAUUAGUGCAGUACAAAUCACACAAAAAGGCCACUGGAUGUCGCUGUUGACUAAGUAUUUAACAUUUUCGAUCCCAUGUAGCCUGUUUACCUUUUGUAUGGGAACCUUUGGGGGACUGGAGGGAGAAAAUGUUCUUAAAGGCUGUUCUAGGGUUACUAGUCACAAAUGUAGGGAUGAACAACUCAUGCGUAGAGCUGAACAACCAACAACGUCCGUUUUCUCCAAAACCUAUAAUUAAUCGUCUGCAUAUAACUUUUACGGAUAAUAAUUAUCUGUCUUCUCUAGCCUACACUAUAGGCAGUAGUAUUUCUGUAAUAUGGCAAUAUUGUAUUAUUUUUUUUUAAGUAUCGAUAUUCCAAUUGAUUUAGCCUAUGUCUAUCUACAACCAUUUAUUUUGUCAGUGGGUCUCUAUCUCUGUCUUGGUGUUGUUAUGAAGAACAAUUAUUUUAGUUAUAACUGAUCAAUUAUAUUUUACCGUUGUGUUAAUCGAUAGCCUAUGUUUAGUGUUAAGUAGCAUAAGGUUGGCUACAUUUACUAUGGGCUCAAAAGAACAUCAGAACAUGUAGGCCUAACUUAAUGUCAAAAUGUAUAGUCUGUAAUUGUGAAACAUAUUUUCAUAUUUUUUAUUAUGUUUGCUCUAAGUAAAGACCAAAAAUUCAACCAAACACCUUUAUUUCACUUUUAUUUUCAUUAAUAAUCAUGUACAAUAAUUAAUCAAUGUCAUCAACGACUAUUAAGCAUUACAAAAUAAUUCUGGUAACAUAAAAAAACAUAUGAAACCAAAUGUCUAGGCUGUAUUAUUAGCAAAUACAAUUUUGCUGCAUGUAAACAUUUUCGAUUAAAAUAUUUUAAUUGAAAUAGGCUAGGCUACAAAACAUUUCACAACCACUGGGUGUGCGCGUACAUGUGUGCGUGAAUGGAAAUCAUUGACGUAAUGCCUUCACAUAGUCAGGGGUCGAGGUUUUUGUCACUUUCUUAAGGGCAAUAAACGGUAGGCCUAUUAACUAGGGAGGAAGGUGUAGACAAUGUGUAUAAGACUAAACAAAAUGAUAGUUGACACAGAGUCUAAGCUACAUAAAAUAUUCAAAAUGUUAUUGUAUUGUAAAGCAAAAUGCACAGUCCCUUCCCGCUUGCCUGUUUCAUGGUUUUAGACGUCCGAGUUCUCAAUGAGAAUGGGAGGGGGUUGAAGGUUGGUGGUGAGAGAGGAGGGGGUCGAUGUCGUGAAGGGGGGGUGGGGUAAAAACGAAACGCUAGUGACUGUGUGUCGGAGGGGCUAGCCGCUUUAGCAUCAACCAUGCACGUCAUAAGAAGCUGAUUUGAAGCUCCAAAAGGAAAAAGCCAAUAAAAACCAAAGGACUUCCUUUGGUAGCAGGGCAGUGUUUUAACAAGAGAGAGGUGGAUAAGGAAAAAGGCUUUAUUAUCUUAUUCCUUAAACCUGUCUCUAUGAUUUCGUGGUUUCGUUCGUUGUAUGUGUGGGGUUUGGAACAAAACUAAGGCAAUACUUGGAAUUGUCGUAAACUAAGUUAUUCCACUGUAACAUUGUAAACCGUAAAACAUGAGCUCCUAUUUCGUGAACCCUCUCUUUUCCAAGUGCAAAGGCAGUGAAACGUUGGGACCAACUUACUACGACUGCAGGUUUCCUCAAGGCGUCACCCGGAGACACACGCUGGUGUACGGUGCGGGAGCGGCGGCGACGGGAUUUCAGCACCCGCCCGCCCGAUCACAGCACCCGCCCGAUACGGCCUUCUUUCACCAUAGGACGCCGGCGAUCUCCACAUCAGGCUACCAGCAGAAUCAAUGCGCCUUGGCUUGUCAUGGAGAUGGCACUACAUUGUAUGGAUACGAAGCCCUUCCAAAACAAACGCUUUAUGGUACCCAACAAGAGGCAAGCGUGGCGCUAUACCCAUACUGUAAAUCGUCAAAUGGCACUAACCUCGGAGAAGGACAAGGCCACCUAAAUCAAAACCAGUCUCCUAGUCUCAUGUUUCCAUGGAUGAGACCGCACGCCCCCGGAAGACGGAGUGGCCGACAGACCUACAGUCGAUACCAAACACUGGAGUUGGAGAAGGAAUUUCUAUUCAACCCUUACCUCACCCGUAAACGUCGGAUCGAGGUGUCUCACGCUUUAGGGCUGACGGAGCGGCAGGUGAAGAUUUGGUUCCAAAACCGACGGAUGAAGUGGAAAAAGGAGAACAUCAAGGACCAAUUUCCGUGUCAAAGAGUAGAGACAGAGAACGAGGGUAAUGGUGAUGGUGAGGGAGAGGGAGAGGGCAAGGGCGAUGAUGAAGGCAAUGAUGAUGGUGAAGGAGAAGAGGGAGACAAAAAGGAAACGGGAGUGGAAGAGGACAAAGAGUGAUUUUUAUUGAUCUUUAUUUUUAUGGUUAAAUGGCUUAAAAGUUGAAAGAUGGUCCCGGGAGAAGGAGAUCACAUUUUAUCACAACCGUUUUACUGAGUCAACAAGAUGAGAGAAAAAUAACUGUUCUGGAUUACAGCAAAUGGCUCUCUCUAUGAGGAUAAUAACUACUAAUAAUGUUUAACUUAUACAGUCUCCAAACGCUGCAAAGGUUCUCAUAACAUAAAGACCUGAAGCACUUGCAAAUCAUAUUGUUACGCAUAUGUCCAUAUCACAGAAUGCACAAGAGGAUAGGAUGGCUGGAAAUGUUUAAAUGUUCCAUCAAUGUUGUCAUUCGAGGAGAAGGGUUCAUUAUUAAUACAAAUUCUUUGUACUUUUUUUUCCUAGAGUAUUUUUUAUGUGGAUUUGUGUGUGUGUAUUGGGAUGAUCGAAGUUUUAUUUUAUUCAUAACUGCCAAUUCCAAAGGUGGGGAAAAAGGGUGGCAGUUGACCCAGUGGUUAAGAUCGUUCUGCCAGUAAGGGAUAUUUCAUGUUGUUGUGUCUCAAAUUUCAAUCUAUACGCCUAUUAUUUUCACAAAUAUAGGCCUACUAUUGUGUAUUGUAAUGUAGCCUAUAUUUUGUAAACAUUGUGAGCGCUGUCUGUUCGUUUGAUCGCAAAUGGUCCCGGGCCUAUUCAAUCCGAUAUCAAAACAAAACAAAUCGGAAAUUCGACAUAUGUAGAAUAUUUCUUGAUUCUUGACCUAAUUCUGGAAAAUGUAAGAUUCUAGAAGGCAGCAAUAAGUUAUUUUUAUGUGAUUAUUAGCCUAUAUUCGUUUUAAUAGACCGGGAACUCUUUACUACCUAAGUAGAUCUAGAUGCACUUAGAGGUGAUGUUGAAAUCUACCAAGAAAACGGUUUUGUCAUUAGCAAUGUUGAUCUAUACAUUCUCACUGAAGGGACAAGCCAGUGCAAUGGUAGGCCUAUAACACAUUAUAUUGCAUUUGAUUGCACGAUACUUAUGGUGCUGAUUUUGUGGCGGUAUAGUAGGACCUAUAUUGAUCUUCCAAACAAAUGUCUCUGCGCCAUACUACCUAGUCAGCUAAAGAACGGUGUAACAAGAAAUUGGUGUCCCAACAACUUAAACUGCCUUAAGUAAUGCACAUUUAUUUAACCAAUAUGUUAUAAUUGAACAAAGAAUUGUACUUCAGCGUUUAAAUAUCAUUAGCCUACAACAUUGUGCUGAUGCAAUAGACUCGUUUUUUAUUGCACUGAAUAUGACCUCUGUAUGUCUUCGUAUUUCUUGUUGUAUAAAUCAGCUUGAUUUCUUAUGUUUAAAGUUAAAGGAGGGUAUGUUGGUUGCGAGUGCACACACACUUGAUUGGCAUGAACAUGUUCAAAUAAAUGGAAAAAAUCUGAA
Messenger RNA from Oncorhynchus mykiss (rainbow trout), 4279 nucleotides. RefSeq names its product homeobox protein Hox-C8a. NCBI's taxonomy places the organism in Eukaryota, Metazoa, Chordata, Actinopteri, Salmoniformes, Salmonidae. Gene Ontology annotation, molecular function: RNA polymerase II transcription regulatory region sequence-specific DNA binding; DNA-binding transcription factor activity, RNA polymerase II-specific. Gene Ontology annotation, cellular component: nucleus. Gene Ontology annotation, biological process: regulation of transcription by RNA polymerase II. The record is from RefSeq and is a predicted model, not a curated record.